Linum trigynum is the source of this 8643-nucleotide messenger RNA. Lineage: Eukaryota; Viridiplantae; Streptophyta; Magnoliopsida; Malpighiales; Linaceae. The record is from the annotation of a GenBank genome assembly.
AGGGCAGAGAAUAAAUGAGUAGAGUUGAGAUUUCUCUCAAAAACCAAGACUUCGUCUUGAGGUGCUUAGGCACUCAGUGUUUGAGGUAAUACUCUGGAGACACACUUAUCCCCUACCAAAAAUACCACACAUGACACAACAAAACCAUCAGACCUACAAAAAUUCCUAAACAUAACUCCAACGAUCAUCUCCAGCAUUCUUCACAUAGCAUUACCAUGAAGACGCUAAGCAACAAGGAAUCAAACCAUUUCAACUAACAAGAAUCAGGUAUGUCUGACAACCCUAGUACUAGUAAAAAUCAUUUUGAUUAUUUAACAAGAAUGAAGAAGAAAAUUAUUUCUUAGAUGGUAUCAUAGAUAUAAAAAAAAUAAAAGAGCAAACUAAUUUUACUUUAUCAGAAACCCAAAAUUUCAUUACUAAGUCAUUUUUAUCUAAAUUAUUUGAUAGAAAAAAUAUUAUUAAAUAUGGAAAGAUGAUAGGAGAAACAGCUAUACCAAUAGAACAGACCAAAGGAGAUUUUCUAAUCCAAAUAAUAAAUAAGGAACAAAUUAGAAAAAAGUUAUCAAAACUACAACAGGAAGAUGAAAUAAAAUAGCUUAUAUUCAUAUUACUACGAUACAAAUUAUUUUUAAAUCAACAAUGAAAACAGGAAUAAGUGCGCCAAUAAAACUAGAAAUAAGAGAUGAUAGUCUCAUUAACAAUGAAGAAAGCAUAAUAGCAAAAGGACAAGGAAUUUUAGGAAUAGGAAUAAUUAAAUUUGAUAUUAAUUUACAACAAGUUUUAAGUCUAACAGACGGAAAUCUUGAUUCCUCAAUAAUUAUAAAAUAUGAACUAAAAAGAGACAAUUUUAUGAGAGAAAAUAGUAAACCAUUUUCAGUACAAUAUCAAAUAAACUACGCUUUGACCAAUAGUCAUCAUAGUUUAACAUUCAAGGAUAAAGAAGUAAUUACCAUAGAAGAUUUAUUUAAACCACUAAUACAUUUAGAAUCCCCUAUAAAAAUAAUUAAAUCAUACUAUAGUAAUCCAAGAAUUAGCAUAGACGAACGACAUCCCUCUAGAAGAAUAACAAACAAGUUAAAAGAAGAAGAACAAAAAGAAAAAGAAGAGAUAAGAAAUAUUACGAUACUUCAUCAAUAUGACGACAAUAGUGAAAUAAAGAAACUACAAGAACUAAUCUUAGAAUGAAAAGAUAAGAUAUAAAUACUAUAAUGCCUAAUACUCACCAUAUAAAUAAAAUAAUAGAAGGAAUAGACGCUAUCGAUCUUACUACAAUAAACGAUAUCACUAAGGUUACACUAGAACUAUCAUACUUUGUCUCAGAUAUUGUAGACGAACAAAUGAGUAUCGGAACUACAGAAACAUUAGAGGAAGUUGUUUCAAAAAUCGAAUUAAUUACUGAUAUAAUAACUAGUCUAACUAAAAUAAAACAAAAACUAAUGAAUAAUUAAAACUUAGUAAUAAUUAGUUAGGGAAACUGAAAUCUAUCUGCAAAACAAAAAAUUAUCCAUGUCACUGUCUCCUUUCAUAAGAAAUAUAACAAAAAACUAAAGAAAAGAAAAACUACGUGAAAAACCAUGCAUAUCACUUGUUUGGUAUCAAAUUAUUUGACAAGAAUAUUAAAAUACUAUAUGAGGAUAUGUCAAUUUGGAAUCAAAAUAUAUGCUGAAAACUUUGGUGUCGGAGCCUUCAAAGCUAGUCCAUCAAAUGAAAGAGACUAAUCCAUUUAAAUUAAAAAAUAUUAGCCAAACAGUAAAUUACAAAAAAGUGCCCCAACAAGCUUCGCAAGCUCGGCUCGUUUGCAGCUCUAACUAGAGGACAAAUGGAGGAGGGAAAAAGGAAAAGGGGUAGGUGGGACCCGUGAUUUUUGUUUUCUUUUUCUUUUUUGAUUGAUUUAGUUGUUUUAAUUAGUGAUUAUAGUAUGUUAUUAGCUAACAAUCAUAUUUUUCAACAUUCAUAUUUUUUUACAGCAAUAUUUCCUACAAUCUUAUUUCCAACAUCUAUAUUUUUCGUUAUUGAUGACGUCAUAUUUAAUUAGUGAUAAAAAAAGUAUGUCCAAAUUAAAAAAAAUUAUAUCGAUAUGUUUUAAUUAGAGGACAAAUGGAGGAGGGAAAAAGGAAAAUGGGUAGGUGGGACCCAUAAUUUUUGUUUUCUUCUUCUUUUUUGAUUGAUUUAGUUGUUUUAAUUAGUGAUUAUAGUAUGUUAUUGGCUAACAAUCAUAUUUUCAACAUUCAUAUUUUUUUACAGCAAUAUUUCCUACAAUCUUAUUUCCAACAUCUAUAUAUUUCGUUAUUGAUGAUGUCAUAUUUAAUUAGUGAUAAAAAAAAUUAUGUCCAAAUUAAAAAAAAUUAUAUCGAUAUGUUCAUCUUAAUUAAUUAUUACUGCUUAUAUAAAAAUUAUGAACAAAUUAUCUUAAUAAAGUGAUGAGAUCAACACUAAAUUGAUUUUGGCAGCAAAAAAAAAACUCUUAUCAAUUACCAUAUUUUCCCUUCCCACCCAUUGUGACCAAACCCUUUCCCAAACUCUCAUUUCCCUAUUUUCCCACCCAAAUUUCCCUCUUUUCCCUACCACCAUUGUGGAUUAUCUAAAAGGGGGAGCUAAAGGGCUAAAAGUAGUUUUUAGGGGCUAUUUUAGCUCUUCUUUGUUUUAGUACUUAAAUUGAAUAUACUUGUGUUGUUGUGAGUGCUUUUAACUAACGAAAUUCAUUUCGUUGUAACUUUCAACCGUUCGAUGGCUAUUUGAAGACAAAAAAAUUAUAUUAAAAAAUUGGAACGUUCUUCCAUUUCAACUAGAAAAAAAAGUAUCUCCGAAAUUGUUUAAAAUCUUGGUAAUUUAGUGAAUGAAUUUCAUUUCGGUGUAACUUUCUUCCAUUUCAACUAAAAACAAAGUAUCUCAGAAUUUGUUCAAAAUUUUAUUAGAAUGUUGGUAUUCAAUUAUCGUGAAUGAAUAUAUAAAUUCUAAAUUAAAAAAUAUAAGUUUAACUACUCAUAAGUUAGGAUUACUAAAUACAAAACAUAAAUUUUUAGUCGUCGGGGUUGUGGUUAGUCUAAGGAUGCGUUUGUAUAGAAGAUUUGAUUUGGUAUUUGGAAUUUGAUAUUCAAAGGGUAGAUUGCAAGGUUGGUCACUGAAAGUGCUAAAAUAUUCAUGUUUGAUCACUAAAAGAAUUUUUUCCAUUCGUGAUCACUGGAAGUGCUUAAUGUUUCACGACUGGUCACUCUCCAUUGGUCUCCGUCCUUCUCCGUGAACAAAGUCUGUUAUCUUCUGACGUGGCUAAGAGAAAAGUCUGGUCACCUAAUUUUAACCCAAAAAAAAGAUUCCUGACUCGCCACAUCAAUUCGACCCGCCACGUCAGAUUCUCCCAACCCAACCCAUAACCCGGUCAGACCUAAGAACAACCAAAUCACAUUAAAAUUUGAGGGGCCAUUCGUUUCAGUCUAUCUCCUUCCUUCUCGAGCUCUUCCUCUUCCUCCCUUCUCUGCGAAUUUCAUCCAAUACCAGGGAGUCGAGGAACACUCUCAUUCUCACUCCCACCCAAAAUGGCAGGCGCCGACGUGUUCAGAAUGGUGGGAGAGUAUGAUUCUGAUUCCCAUAUUGGCUAGGGAUUUGAUGAUAAUCGGGUCGGCUCUGUAGAGGCGGACCUUAUGAAUUCGCGAUGGCUUAAGAUGGCCAGUGAAGAAGAUGAAUAGACAGGUCAGUAGUGGAAGAAGAGGUUGAGUUGGGUUGGGUUGGGUUGGAAUGUGUUUUAUGACGUGGCGGAUCGAAUUUUGAAUUUUUCUUGUUAAAAUUAGGUGACUAGACUUUUCUGUUAGCCACGUCAGCAGAGAAUAGAUUUUGUUAACGGAGACUAACGCUGAGUGACCAAUCGUGAAAUAUUAAGCACUUCCAGUGACCACAAAUGGAAUAAAAUUAUUUUAGUGACCAAAUGUGAAUAUUUAACACUUUCAGUGACCAACCUUGCAAUUUACCUGAUAUUCAAAAUAUGAAAUAAUUUGUUUGGAUAAUGUACCGCCUUUAUAUGUCAAAUACAUACCAACAACUAGUGAUUUGAAAAUCUUCAUAGUAAUAGACUAGAUAGGUUUCUAAAAUUUUAGGUACUGUAAUGCAAGAAAAAACAUAUAAAUAUACUAAAAAUGUAAUAUAUUAUCAUCAAAUUAUUUUUUAUAAUGGAAAAUUUUAAGAGGUAAAUUACCGACCUUAUCUUUUAAGAGGUAAAUUUAUGUACUAAAUUGUUAAAAAUAAUUAAGGUACUAAAUAUAAUUUUAUGAAAAUUAUGAUAUGUGACAAAAAAUUAAAAAAUUAAAAACUAAAAACUAAUAAAUUAAAAAUACUAAUAAAUUACAAAUAAAUAUCCAAAUUAUAAAUUUUAUGUACAUGCAUUUGAACUGAACCUUUCCUCGUUCUCCGAACCAAAAAAAACUGCACCUUUCCAAACACAGUAUUCUAUUUAGACACGAUGACCCAAAUUAGUUAGACCAUCUUUCCCAACCCAAUUGGAAGUCGACUUCACUAGAGAAAGGUUUCGUUAAAAGGUCGACAAAUUGCUAUAGAGCUCGGCCCACUUCCCAGAACCAGGCCCUCUAAUACCUUUUCCCAACCCCGUCCGUCAGUACUCGGCCUGUAAUAUCCCAACCUUACGAAUCGCUUAAUACAUAAAUCUUGUAGGUUACAAAUUAAGUCUUGGUCACAGUUUCUAUUCGUUCAUAGGGUUAAUGAGAUGAGUUUAAAACAUGUAGAGCACAUCAUCAUAUAGCUAAAUUUAACAUGAUAAAUUCUAUAAUUCCAAACCCAUCCAAAUUAGCCACAACCUUUCACUCUUGGCGAUGGAGCAAGAGAACCGAAUCCUACAAGGUCAAUGAAUAUUUGAAUGGCUGGUUUUUGGUGUGUCACUAUAUAUGAGUUUCUAUUUCCCACACAUGAGCAGUAGAGAACACAUGGGUGGUGAGGGGGUUUCUUUGGUAUGGGAAAAUAAAUGGGAUGGGAGAAAUGAAUCCCCUAGGAGCCGAGGAGAUAGAGCCAUCCACCACUUCAUAGUGCCUCUGUUGCUCAACUCUUUUCUUGUCAUCACCACUGUCAUGCUUAGAGGGAAGAAGUCUAGGUGAAGGAGUUAGCAGCAAGAGUGUGGGCAUAUAAGGUAAUGUGGAAGCUGAUGAGCGCCUAGCUAUCCUUAGGGCCCGUUUAGUAUUGUUGCUUGUUUUUGUUUCCUGUUGUGUUUUACGAAAUUUGGAAAACAAAGAAAAAAAAUCGUGUUUAGUUGGGUUUUUAUUUUUUGUUGUGAAUCAGAGUUGCACAACAAGGCCCAAAUAUGAGAAACAACAAUUUAUAGCUUUGGAUCUGAUUCUUAAACAUGUUGCACACGGGAUUCCUACUGGUUGUGCGCUUGAUUUCAUUAAAAGAGACCAGUUUUCGAAUCCCCACAGAAGCAAAAUUUUUUUUUUUUUUUUAACAUAUCCGCCCCCUCCCAAAACCCUACUUCAGCCGCCCUUUUACCAUUUUCCAUCUUCUUUGUCGAGACUCAUCAGCCGCCCAAGCUUCUUCUUCUCCGCAAGAACGUCCGACUCCGGCCAGCGGCGCCUCCGCCUCCGGCCCGCGCAGCCAGCCGCUCGCCUCCGCCCAGCCCAGCCGCGCGCCUCCUCCCAGCUCAGCGCCGCCAGCCGCGCGCCUCCGCCCAGCCCAGCGCCGACUAGCCUCCGCCGGCCGCCGACCAGCCGCGCGCCUCCGCCGGCCACCGAUCAUCUCCCCGCAGCAGGUAAAACAAACCAUUUAUUAAAUGUAUUAUGUUAAUAUUGUUGCUUCUUAAUAUGUUCUUGAAUUAUGGUAUGUAUGUAGUGAUUGCUAGACUAGUUAUUUGUGAAUUUGGAUUGAUUGCUAUGUUCUUUGUGAAUUUCGAUUGAUUGCUAUGUUCUUUGUUUUGUGGUUUAUUAAAUGUAUUAUGUUAAUUUCGAUUGCGGACAUAUUUCUUUUUCUGGUUUUUAGUUCUUAUAGUAGUAACUAAACGCGUUUUUGUUUCUUGUUGUCAGCUUUCAUGAUUUUUCAGAUUUAUCAACUAAACAGGUUUGUGUUUUCUGUUUUUUUCCUGUUGUGGUUGUACAUCUGUUUACAAAACACCACUGCAACCACAACAGCAACAAAAUGAUACUAAACGGGGCCUUAGUUAAAGAAGUUGAUGUAUAUGUGAUAGUGGCUGAAGGAAUGCAUGAUUCCAAUUAAGAAUUUGCCUUGUUCUAGCUGAAGUGAUACAUGGCUAAAUUAGUCAUUACUCUGCAUGCUGAUAUACUGGGUACUUCGAACCCAAGCAAUCAUGCGUAGGAUGAGGAUUGUAGUUGCCUACCUGGUUAUGGAUUAUAAACAUUGAUCGUGGGUUUGGAAAUGCUCAAGUAGGGAUAUAUAUAUAAACAUAGGUGGCCUGAGUAUGUAUAUAGCUCUCUGUAUUAUCAUUGUUUAUACAUGCAAGUAUUGUGAAAACCCAUAGUGGAUGUAAGUUGCUUGCAUAUAUAUGGAUGGAAUAGAAGAAGUCAAACAUUUGGAUAAUUAUGUGAGGUAUGGAAAAGAUUAAUAUAUGUAUAUUAGUAGUGGGUUGCAUGUGUGUAUUCUUAAUCUUGAUUAAGACAAAAAAAUGGGGAAACCUAAAGUGAUAUGAAGUUAAGUAUAAGGAAUAAGAUACAAGUGUUUCGAGAAGGGUGAUUAAUUGGAAGGAUUAAGUGUUUAUAGACUAUAUGUUCUUUUUAUUAAGUUGUUCCAUAAUUAAUUGCUCGUGUGUUAAACAUGUUUAUAUGAUUUAUUAAAGGAAAGGAGCAUGCAUGAGAAUCAUCAAAGCAGAAGGAUUUAGCAGAGUAAUCGAGUAGUGAGUAAUUCUUAACCUAAUAUAUAUUUUACUAUGGGCAUGGUAUUCGGGUCAUGAAGCGGCCCGAAUACCUGGAUUUGUGAUAGAUCGAUAAAUGAGCUAUGAAUGAGUAUAAGCUUAUAUGAUGAGAAUUGAUAAUGUGGAUAUGUAUGAGUUUGCUAUUUUCAACGUGCAUUGAUGAAUGAGCUAUGUGAAGAAUGUAUUGAUGUGCAAUUGAGAUGAUUGUGUAUAGCAUCAAUGAGCAUAUGAUAUGAUAUGAUAUGUGUGCCUACAGGCUUAUGACGAGAUGCUUUACAUGAGUAUUGUCUAACCCAUGAACUACGUGGUCACCUAAUAAAAACAUAAUGUUGCCUUGUUAUGCACUCAUGAAAAGAAAAAGAGAAGAAAAGAGUUAUACGAGAACUCCCUAUAAGGAGUAUCGUCAGACCUGGCUACGAGUUAACAAAAUAUGGCACUUCAUGCCCACGAGUUUACGAGUUCAUGAGAUAUGGCACUUUGUGCCCUCGAGUUUAUGAGAUUUGGCACUUUACCUACGAGAUCACGAGAUUACGAGUUUACGAGAUCCCGGGGAGUGCAUAACUUGGCAUUAAAAGUAAAAUGUACAUAAUAUAGCUAACUAUGCUUGUGUUUGAGCCUUGGUACAAAGAUUUCCUGUGAUGUGGCUAAGUGAUGUUUCCUACGAUGUGUUCAAUAGAUUGUUCAUGUGAUUGAAGUAUUUAUGUGAAGGCUUUAUUGUGAUGUGUUCAUGCAAUGAUUUAUCAUGAGAUUGUGUAGUUGUUACAUGCCUCCAUAUGUUGUUGAUUAUAUGGUGAUACCAAAAUGAUGUGUUAGUAAAUGUUUCUACCUGGAAUAGGGUGUGAUAUGAGUAACUCAAGGGUAAGCGUGUAUGAUAUGAGAACCGCUUAAAUUGGUUAAUGAACAUUGCAUACAUAGUUGGGUAGAGUACCAUUUAAACUACUAGAUUCGUUAAGUGAGCUUAAGCCCUUGGUGUACCUGAUCACCGUGCGCAACUGGAGUAUAUAUUGGGUUAUUAAUUACUCAUUGAGUGGCAUCUCACCCUGCCAAUAUUUUUCCCUUUCAGAGACAGAGAAACAGCAGAAGCCUCGGUCGAACCAGUGAAGUUAGUCGGAUGGCUGAAAGUCAAGGAGGAAGAGAGUGUUCCCCGCCACCUCAAGUAGCAGGUUCAAAUCAGCCUCUUCCUGAAAAUCAAGAUGAGCCUCAGGCUAAUAACCUACCUCAGGUAGUUCCCUACAAAAGGGAUUAUACUGAGGUGUGGAAGAUGGGUGCUGAGGCAUUUAAGGGUUCCAUAGAUCCCAAAGUGGCUGUAGAUUGGUUGAAAAAGACCGAGUGCAUUCUCAAUCAAAUUGGGUAUCCUGAUGACGUCAAGUUUGAUUAUGUUGUAGCCCUCCUCGAAAAAGAUGCUUAUGAUUGGUGGUUAAUCGUACCCGGGGUUGUGGAUAACACCGUUCAACUCACGUGGAACGAUUUUCUCCGACUGUUCAAGGAGCGAUAUGUGCCAAUUGUCUACCAAGAUCAGAAGAAGGUUGAGUUCUUAAUGCUGAAGCAAAAUGAAGGCUAGACGGUGGAUGAAUAUGAGGUGACCUUUCAUCGUUUGAUGACAUUUGCCAUGGAUAUGGUCCCAACUGAAUAAGAUAAGUGCCUUCGAUUUGAGAGGGGGCUCCGUAAAGAGUUCAGGGAAAUGGUAUCCAUGUCGGAUACGGAUUAAGGGUGGGCAAACGGUUCGGUAAACUUGAACCGAAACCAAAUUAAACUAAACCGAAACCAAAUUAAUGCUAUUCUGUUCG